Messenger RNA from Quercus robur (English oak), 2437 nucleotides. Its product is annotated as histone deacetylase 14, chloroplastic-like. NCBI's taxonomy places the organism in Eukaryota, Viridiplantae, Streptophyta, Magnoliopsida, Fagales, Fagaceae. The transcript has 12 exons. The coding region runs from base 1447 to 2043 and encodes 198 amino acids. The record is from RefSeq and is a predicted model, not a curated record.
GACUCCUUCAAAGUGUUACAUUGGAUGGAAAGACUUUUCUGACAUUCUAGAUAGGCUUGCCUAUGGUUAUUCAUUGAAUAAGAAGUAUUUUGCAUGUUUCAUAUACCUUGUCUUCUAUAUGUUUCUUUUAUACGCCUGAGUAGCUCCAAUAAUUUCCUACAAUCUUGUAUUAGUGUAUUAAAUCUAUUGUUAUAUAUUAUGCUUGGACAAUUAAAUACCAACUUUAUUUGUAGAUGUAAAAUAAUUUUCUACAAAUAAGAAGAAUUAUUUUUCCCUUGCUAAUUUCCAUUCUUCAAAGCUUGAGCUCAUAAAAUAGAGGGAUGGUCGAUUUGGCUUAUCAGUGUAAAUUACAUAACAUGCUAUGUUUGCCUAAUUUUCAAUAACAAAAGUAAUCUGAUGAUCAUGCUUGACAAGAUAGGGCACACAGUAGAUACCAUACACAUAAUUUCAAGAUCUUUUUGGCUAGUCAACUCUAUUAUGGAUUUAAUUCUAUUAUAAAAGUCGAGCUAUAAUUGUUAAGAUGAAACUAAAAAAUUUGGAGUCACCUAAUCGUGUUGAAUAACAGUUAAAUUAAAAAGACAGUUUAUUAAUUAUACAAGACUUUUUUUAGAAGCUCCACAAGUAAUUAAUGCUCUUGUUGGUCAGCUAAGAUGGGUUCGUGUUUGACCUUGAUGAGUACAAAAUCAUAUCGGGUAUGAGCAACAAGUGUAUUAGAUUAAGAUAAGUUGUUAUUUUGAUAGCCUUUACCUGGUAUUUGACGUGAAUGACAAGAAAAAGCCAAUAGAUGUGCUCAAAGGAUUUUUGAUUCUCAGUGGAGUCUUUCUUCAAAGAGAAAGUGGUAUCAUUCCUUAACACAUCAUGCCCACAAAGACCACCACUCCACUCCUAUGGGAUUUCCUCCCACUAUCCUCAGCUUGAUGAUUCAUUAUUUGUAGGAAUUGAGAUUGUUUUAUCCUCAGGGACAUCGACAAGGCUAAACAUGUACAUUUAUCAAGGUAUUGAAAGAUUCACAUAGUAAAUGACAACCGGACAAGAAUGCAUUGAACUUGUUGUCAAGAAAAGUGAAAAUCAAAUUGGCACUAAACUAUGGCUUCAAAAUGGGCCACUUGUUCUUUGGUUAUCCUUUCUCAAAGAAGCUAUUGCAGCAAGUUAAGUCAUAUUGUGUAAUAAAAUCCAAGAUGGUGUUUCAAGAUCAACUCUCACAGACCAAAAUGCUUUAGAUCUAUCCAAGCAAGCUGAAUCACUGAUUGAUGUUUUGGUGAAUAUUCUUGGAUGGGAGGAUCAAAACAUGGUUGAUGAGAUAAAUUGCAAUCUUCUCUUAAUAAUUCACUGAUUCUACUUCAAGAGCUAAGGAGUCAUAUUGGAAGAGAGGUAAAGAGUAAAUUCCUUUGCUAUGGAAUGUGGAGCAGCCUUUAAAGGACAAGAUCCUAUGUCAAGGUCAUCAAGAUGUACUUUUCUACAACUAAAAGUAUUUGUAGGGACACAGCAAACACAUGGGAAGUGGACACUCCAGUUAAACCACCAGAUGUACUUUUCAGCAUAUUUCUUGGCAGUGUAACACAUGAUCAGAUAUUGAAGGUUUUAGCAUCUAGAAACCGCCUGGAUCCACCUUUGGGCUUUGCUUUGAUAAUACCUCCAGGACAUUGUCCUAUUCCAAAGGGGCCUACGGGGUUGUGUUUUAGGAAAUGUGGCCAUUGUAGCUCGUUAUGCCCAACUUUCACAUGGGCUAAGGGUGUGUUUAUCAUUGAUUUUGAUGCUCACCAUGGAAAUGGGACAAAUGAUGCUUUUUAUGAUGAUCCAGAUAUAUUUAUCAUUUCAACUCACCAAGAUGGAAGCUACCCGGUACUGGUAAAGUUGAUAAGGAAGGUCAUGGAGAUGGUGACGGAACAGAAAUUAAAUUUGCCUAUACUUGGAGGGUCAGAUGAUAUUGCCAUGACAACUGUGCUUGAUGAAAUUAUUGUACCCUGUGCUCAAAGAUUUAAGAUUAAGGCAGAUAUAAUUCUUGUCUCUGCUGGGUUUGCUCUAUUUGGGUGGCAGAAAUGAAGGCAUGAAUUCAAAAUGGAUAGACAUUUAAGAGUUUCUCCAGUAUUGAAAUUUAAUUUCAACUAAUCAAAUUAAACACACUUAUCUAUCACAGGAUUUGAAUCAAUUAGUUAUUGCACGUAAAAUGUAAAGAAUCUUUUUAAUAUUCAGCCUCAGUCUUUCACCUUUUUUUGGAGAGAUUUUCAACCUAUAACGUCUGAUAGAUAUUUGGUAAUGCUUCCAAAUUUGAACAACCAGAAGGGGCAACAUCCUCUGCUAUCAAAUGAAAUUAUGGCAUAAAGACAUCCUCUAUGGUUCUAAAGGCAAUUCUUCUGCCCGCCAUCCCCUACCCGCUGGUUUAGAUUGUCAUCAUCUUUAAGUAGCUUAUAACAAAUUAUCAUAGUCAAUCUGGUCA